Molecule: messenger RNA, 696 nt
Organism: Brassica oleracea var. oleracea
Lineage: Eukaryota; Viridiplantae; Streptophyta; Magnoliopsida; Brassicales; Brassicaceae
Product: zinc finger protein ZAT5-like
Exons: 1
Coding region: 31-696 (221 amino acids)
Source: RefSeq, a predicted model, not a curated record
UCUUGUGUUAACAUUUAUCUCCUUAUCUUGAUGGAAGCGUUCGAAGAGCUGAUAGCAACCUCAAAGGAGCAAUCACUGAUCCUCAAAGGGAAGCGGUCAAAGCGACAACGUCCACAAUCACCUGUUCCUUUCUCUAUCUCUCCUCCUAUAGUUUCUUGCCCCGCACGCGACGUUAUAGAGGAAUACAUUUAUCUUGAUUCCAAAGAAAACGCCUUAGGCAAUAAUGUGGAGAACCACAAGAAGGAUGGUGUGAUCACGUCUUCAUCUCCGUCAGCCUCUUGGUCUUUUAAUAACAACCCAACAACAUUGAAAGUCGAAGAAGACGAGAAACACCUAGAUAUAGCCAGUUGUUUGAUCCUCCUUUUCCAAGGCCACUCUCUUCCACAUCUCAAGAUACCUAAUCACGAAACAAACAACAAUAACACGUAUAAAUUUAGCUGCAGGAGGUUCCUAGAGACUUCUUCAUCUAACAGUGGUGGUAAAACUGACAGCUACGUUUAUCAGUGCAAAACAUGUGACUGGACCUUCUCUUCUUUUCAGGCUUUAGGUGGCCAUAGAGAUAGCCACAAGAAACAUAAGGCAACCUCUUUUUAUUCCAACCUUGAACACAUUUUUGUGUAUGAUGACAUGUAUCUUCAGACAGGGGCGGACCCACUUGAAGAGGUGUGGGGUCACGUGACACCACAAAAACAAUGA